Molecule: messenger RNA, 7811 nt
Organism: Neoarius graeffei (lesser salmon catfish)
Lineage: Eukaryota; Metazoa; Chordata; Actinopteri; Siluriformes; Ariidae
Gene: rbpjb
Product: recombination signal binding protein for immunoglobulin kappa J region b
Exons: 11
Coding region: 303-1667 (454 amino acids)
Biological process (GO): Notch signaling pathway; regulation of transcription by RNA polymerase II
Cellular component (GO): MAML1-RBP-Jkappa- ICN1 complex; nucleus
Molecular function (GO): DNA-binding transcription activator activity, RNA polymerase II-specific; RNA polymerase II cis-regulatory region sequence-specific DNA binding
Source: RefSeq, a predicted model, not a curated record
UCUCACUCUCCCUGGUCCCCCCUCCUCCUUCCUCCUUCCUCCGGCCCUCCUCACCGCCCGCCCCCUUUCUCUCUGUCUCCCUCGUCUCUUCAUCUCCAGUCCGCUUGUGUUGUCUCGGCGGCUGGUCGGUGUAGGAGAGCGGAUCUCGCGAGUGUUGGAGUUUUGGUGAGAGUUUGUGGAAGAUGGCGCCUGUUGUGACAGGGUAAGUCCGAGAUUCAGCGCCUGGUGCUGAGACGGGAGCCAAACUGUUUCAUAAGAAGUUCGGGGAGCGCCCUCAACCACAGCGCCUGACGAGAGAAGCAAUGAGAAACUAUCUGAAAGAGCGAGGAGACCAAACCGUUCUCAUCCUCCAUGCUAAAGUUGCACAGAAGUCCUACGGCAAUGAAAAAAGGUUCUUUUGCCCUCCUCCAUGUGUGUAUCUUAUGGGCUGCGGCUGGAAGAAAAAAAGGGACCAGAUGGAGAGAGAUGGCUGCUCGGAGCAGGAGUCUCAGCCUUGCGCCUUUAUCGGCAUCGGGAACAGUGACCAGGAGAUGCAGCAACUCAACCUGGAGGGGAAGAAUUACUGCGCAGCCAAAACGUUGUACAUCUCAGACUCGGACAAGCGCAAGCACUUCAUGUUGUCGGUGCGCAUGCUCUACGGCAACAGCGCCAACAUCGGCGUCUUCCUCAGCAAGCGCAUCAAGGUCAUCUCGAAGCCUUCCAAAAAGAAGCAGUCGCUCAAGAACGCUGACUUGUGUAUAGCGUCUGGAACAAAAGUGGCACUGUUUAACAGACUACGUUCUCAGACAGUCAGUACACGCUACCUCCACGUGGAGGGCGGGAACUUUCAUGCCAGCUCACAACAGUGGGGAGCCUUCUAUAUUCACCUCUUGCAUGAUGAGGAAUCUGAGGGAGAGGAAUUCACUGUGCGUGACGGUUACAUUCACUAUGGCCAAACUGUCAAACUUGUCUGCUCUGUCACAGGAAUGGCCCUGCCACGACUGAUCAUCCGUAAGGUGGAUAAGCAGACGGCCUUGUUGGACGCAGACGAUCCAGUGUCUCAGCUGCAUAAGUGUGCCUUCUACCUAAAGGAUACAGAGAGGAUGUACCUGUGCCUUUCCCAAGAGAGGAUCAUCCAGUUUCAAGCCACUCCAUGCCCAAAAGAACCAAAUAAAGAGAUGAUCAAUGACGGUGCCUCUUGGACAAUCAUCAGCACAGAUAAAGCAGAAUACACCUUCUAUGAGGGAAUGGGUCCAGUCUACUCAUCCGUCACCCCUGUGCCUGUGGUUGAAAGCUUACAGCUGAACGGCGGAGGAGACGUAGCGAUGCUGGAGCUAACGGGGCAGAACUUUGCUCCAAACCUGCGUGUGUGGUUUGGGGACGUGGAAGCUGAGACUAUGUACCGGUGUGGAGAAAGCAUGCUGUGUGUUGUACCGGACAUUUCAGCGUUCCGUGAGGGUUGGCGGUGGGUGAGACAGCCAGUACAGGUUCCUGUAACACUGGUACGGAACGACGGCAUCAUCUAUUCCACCACUCUGAUGUUCACAUACACGCCGGAGCCGGGCCCGAGGCCUCACUGCAGCGCGGCUGGAGCCAUCCUGCGCUCCGCUAAUAACACCCCCAACACUGAAACACCAAAUUCUGUCACGGCAAACUCCUCCAACGCCACAGCCGCCGUGGUCUCGUAACACACGUAGUAGCACUCAAGAACUUAGUACGUGGGUGGAAAAACAAAAAACAAAACAACAAAAAAAACACCAACAAAACAAAAAACUACAGGUACAUUUCAACAAAGUGCUGCAUAUAAAUUUCAAAACUGAACAAUUUAUCUGGGCAACGUAAACACAAAGCCGAGGAAUGCGGGGAGUAAACAUGAACAGAGGGGGAAGUAAAGUGGUAUGGAGGCGAUGAGAUGUUUGGUGCUUGGUGAUGGACCUGAGAACACCUGCACCGGUCGACAUACAGAAGACAAGAGCAUCUGACCAGAGCAGUGAUGCAUUUAAGCAAGAAGUGCUACUCCACCUUUUAUUUGAAUUCCCUCUUUCUCCCCACACUUUCCUGAUUUGUGUUUGUGUGAAGGAGUAAAAUGGCUUAUCAUCUGUGGCUCGCUCUGGACUUAUGAGACGAGGGUCACGUUAAAUUUGUAAAUGAAACGUAGUUUUUAUGGACCAAGGUUAUUGUAUAAGCUUUAGUAAAGGUACAUUUUCCUCCAUACAUUUUUUUUUUUGGUAUCUAAAUACAUGGUAUGCUUUUGUUACCAAAUAGAUUCUGUUCCUACUCUGAGUUUUUACACAUUUUUUUCCCUUCAUUAGGGAUGUGGGCAAAACAGGGUGCUGUGGCCCUCUCUUGGCUUUUGUGUAUAGCUUUCUUUUUCCAUCCGUGUACGUAUAUCCUUUUCACGUUCGCUCCAACUUCAUUUUUGAUACUUCUCAAUUUUUGAUAUGGGACUUGUAUUUUCUUUCUUUCUUUUUUUUUUAAUUUGAAGUUGUUUUGCUUUGGGAAGAAACUCAGAGGGUCUAUUUUUAUUAUUGAUUUUUACAAAUUCUCUGAAAAGAACAAAAAAGCUUUAAGCAACGCCUCUGCCUUGUCUGCAAUAUGACGUGCAUAUGCUUCCUUUAAGGGUUUUAUAAUAGUGUGUGUUUGGGGAUCGCAGGGGGAUCAGCGAGUUCUCUCUUCCUCCUGUUCCAAACAGCGAAACCAGAAAACACCAGUCGCAAUACAGAGGCGUGGAACGAGCGUGUCCGCUAAACCGUAGCCGUUCAGUACCGAUCGUUUCGAGCGUACGCAAAACGCACGAUGAUCUGAAGCAGCGCUGCUGCGUUUCGAUGCUGUUACCAUCAGAGUGUCAUUAAGUCUGGACCGGACAGAUUUUCUUUCAGCUUGUGCUCUGAAAUUGUGCCGUCUCCUAAAACGUUUUUUGAAAUUCCUUUUGUCUUCCUGAUUUUUAAUUUUGCUAAUAUGUCAAAAAAAAAUUUUGUUACAAAAUGACUGGAUUAUUAUUAGAAUAAGUAAUAUUCUUCCAUUAGACGUGGCCUUACUGUAACAACACAUUUAGUUCAAGUGCAGUUCACACGCUAAGACUGUGGCCUGUGACUGUGAACUCUUGAGCUCAGCCUUGUGUGGUUUUUUUUUAAUCUUUCUUUAUCUUGAUAGUCGCUAACGAGGCUGUUUAAAGUUCAGACUCGACACCCUUAACUUGUGCAUGUCGUCAACUUUUAGAUGCUCUCACGUUAACAUACCCAAAGAUGUCGUGACACGUAGGUCGUUUCCGUUUGUGGAAUUUUUUUUUUUUUUUUGAAGAGUGUGUUGGCAGCCGUGGCCUCUCGUACACCAAAAGUAGAGCUUUACUUGCGUCACUUCUCGAUUUGUUCCUCGUGGCCUUGCUAACACACUAAUGUAUAUGAAGAUUAUUAAUGCCAGCUAGGAGAAACUAACAAAUCAGCCUGUUGUAGUUUUGUACAGUAGAUUAACUUAUGAGGAGCAUCACUAUGCUUCCUUUUUCUAUAAAACGAUUUGUAUUUCGUCAUGUCUACGGCUCGUAGCCUAGCAACUGUGGUACCUGUUUUCGGAGCAAUUUGGCAUGUGGUGACGAGACGAGAGAAGUGUCCAAUAGAGGUUUAAUGCCCUUUAGAUCUAUGUUUGUUGUUCAAAGACGUAUGCAUACAGCAAUAUUGUACAGAUUCUGUGUCCUGGUCUGUGGAAAUAACUGACUUUCACCAGCCUGAUCCACUUUCAGUGGAUAUGAUCAACAGAACCCUCAUCUUGAGUUCACUUUGCCCGUCGCUUUACUUUCGACUAAUAUGGCGUCUGAUUUUUAGAACGGUAAGACGACUCCGAAGGACGGUCCAAACCCGACAUAUCGAAUCUAAAACCAACAGAAACAUUUUCAAAGGUUUGUGUUUCGGACUACGAGUUUACUAGCAAAGAAAAUGCGAGUCAGUUUGUGUUGUUUGUCCUUUCCUGACUGGAACUUUAAGUUAAAAAGGUGUACUAAAGGACAGCGUACUUCCUUUGCUUUCCAUUUGCUUUUUUACUAAUAUGAAAAGUAGCUUUAAAGUCGAAUAUUGUAUUUUUAAAUUAUUAAUGAACUCGCCUCCUUGUUUAGUGUGGCGUCACCAUUGAAGUGCUUUAAGGCCAGCUUGCUUCCGAGUGGAAAAUAAAAUCCCCUUCAUAUUUGAUUUUACUGAAGAAAUGAAAAAUGGCCAUCGAUCCUGGGUUUAUUUUUCUCAGCUGUUUGAAGAUGCUCAAAACAGUUCAGCCUGGAUAAAAUAUUCUCCAAAAGCUCCAUGUCUCGAUUCAGUGAUCACCUGAAGCAGUGGCAGCAAGUUUCAUGUUUUUGCUCUCCAAACAGGCAUAUGUGACAAUCCUAGCUGUUUUUUGCUGUUUACAUUGACUCCCCCCCACCCCACCCCACCCCACCCCCUAUGUUUUGCUGUGCAGCUUUAGUAUGAAGGAAUUUUCUAGAAAAGAUUUGGGACAUUCCACCGAAUGGGUGCCAUUUGCUUGCUGUACCACUCCCAAAUUAAACUUGUUAUAUCUUUUCAACACUGAUUAUAAUAACACACAUAUUUAACUAUUCAAAAUGUGUAUUGGUCAACCUCAGGCUACAUUAUUUAUUUUUUUUACAAGGUUUGGAAGUCAAAGAUGGCUGCAUACUCUUUAUAUGAGUAACAGGACUGAAAGUAACAGGACUGAGUUUUUAGCCUAGGAUUAGCUAAUACAUGGAAUUAAGCCACAUGGCGUCAUCACUAAUAGCAUGACCACACUUAGCACAUUCUAGUGAUUUACCAAAAAUCUGUAUUUUUAAAAUAAACAAAUAUCAUCUAAGAAAUAAUUUAACUAACAGGACAGUAUGUUGACAUUGACCUUAUCAGUCAAAGUUAAAAAAAAUCAUCAAAUAUACAGAAAAGUAAAUGAGAGAACUAACUUUUGGUCUUCCCAUGGCCUUCAGAAGACACAACUGAUGUAACUUCCUGUUGAGCAUGUGAUUUAUGGAAUGUUCCAAAUUUGUCAGAUGGGGUAAUAUGUUUGGGUAACAGGACUGAGUGAAAACCCAGGGACACAACUAAAAUGUCUAUUUUAACCAGGGCUUUGAACCGGAAUUUUUUUCCUAUUGGUUCGUUCCGAACAGAAACGGAAUUUUAACGUUUCCGGUUUUGGGUUCCACCAUUAAAUAGACGUUCCCGAACCGGUUAGAACAAAAAAAUUUCGUUCCCGGAACGGUUCAUUACGUUCCCUCUCAGCUGUUUAACAAAUGGCUAUAAAAUUAUGUCUCUGUCUCAUCCAGCUUAAGCCAAAUGUAGGCUAAUUCUAUUACAACCUUCAUUAAAUAAGACAAUAAAUAAUUCAAAACAAUUAUUAUUUCAAAUGUUGGCGAUUUGGAUUCUCAGUAUGUCUUCCCAUCUACACAAACAGAAAAAGUGCCAAAAAUGAAAGAGAAUUCGUUUAGUGUGUUACCAAAGGCUAGUCAGGCCCUAUAGAGGGCUACCGCAUGACGUCACCGCGCCGCGAGAUUUUGUUAGGCGCCAUAUUGGAAGACCAAGUACACAUCUAUGCAAGUACAUACAUUCAUAAACUACAGCUGAAAUGUAGCCAGGGCCGGUUCUGCCCUAAUCUGGACCCGGGUGCAACAUCGCGCAACCCCCCCCCCCAAAAAAAACAGUCUAAAUCAGGACAACCAUCACAUAACUAUAACUAUAAACAUUUUAUAUCAACUAUUUUAACUAAAUGGGCUAUAAUAAAUAAGCCUGCAGGCAGCCACGGCGGGCUGCCUCAGAAAAGUAACCAUUUGUCCUACCUUAAAACUCGUUUUGCAUUUUCUGCCUCCUUUUUUGUAUUUUCGACCCUCCGUUUAUUUUCUUUCCUUUUCUGAAAACCCGAUUUGUGUCCAGACAUUUUGUUCUGCUACCAACGAACUAACUCGUCAGGUCUCGUCUCUCGAGCCCGCGAUGAUUCCCGUGGGAAGGGCAACAACUGAUACAUUUUUACAAACAGCCAAUAGGGAGGUUGCAACGUUCAGGCUCUUCUUUGCUCAGACACUCAGUAAUGCACUUACUCACUAGUAGUUCACCUUCCCGCUCUCUCCAUUCAAUCAGCGAACGUCACACAGGAAGUGAACCCCAGCGGGUCAUAGAAACUUGCGCAGGAGAAGAAUGACUAUUUGUAGGCUACAGAAACUUUGAGGAACGAAAUAAAAACCGGUAUUAACCGGUUACCAUUAUUUUUAAUAAGCGUUUCUGUUCCGGAACAUAAAAAAUAAUAAAGUUUCUGGUUUCGUUUCUGUUCCAUGUGAAAUAGAAAAAGUUCCCGGUUUUCGUUUUCGUUCCUUGAACCGGUUCAAAGCCCUGAUUUUAACUAAGAUAUUGUGGAUUUCUUAUGAAAAAAAAAAUAUUUAAACCAUGGAUAGGAUAUGGAGUCACACAACAGUGCAAAAGAAAUACUGUUUCUGAAGGAUUUUAAUCAGAAUAUUUCAUAGUUAAGUAUAAAGUUAGAGUGCGGGGACAGGUAACACAUGCUAUUUUUCAGUGUUUUAGGUAGUUUUUAUUAAUCCUUACAAUUAUAUAUCUUAAAUUUGAAACCAGAUCAAUGUGCAGGACAUUCUGCGUAAUAAGGAAAUGUAUUUUAAAGUACAUUUUUAUGUGCAUUUAUACAUAUAAUUUUCUAGGGACGGAAAUGGCACCGAUUCGGUGGAAUGGCUCAUACACUGAACUCGGAUGUGCUUCACUUACCAAGUUGAAGCAUGAAUAAUCUAACAAAGCAUCUUUUACGUAUCUAUUACGUAGCAUCUUUACGUAUCAGAGAGAUCCACAUGUACAUGUGUUUUAACAACGUUGCAUAUCAACAGCACAGCAGUGAAAUGUUCCAAUCCGCUUCAUCCCAACUUCAGUUACAUUUACAUAGUACAAGCUGCAACCAAGCGCAGAAUAGCCGUCUGCUUUAUUAUUUUUGUCUCUGUGACAGCUUUGAUGGUCCAGUAGUAACAUUUUUCAUGUCCCCUCACUUCAUUUUCCAUGUUUGACUUGGCUCUUCUAAAUGCAGCUGGUUUUUUAUGAGCUCUGAUGGAUGUGUGUGUGAGUCUUUGUCCUCUAAUAUGCCAAAUGAUUUUUUUUUUUAAGACUUUGACUUUCAUGCACUGCCCAAGAAAAAUAGCACCAGAGGCAGCUUUGUGGGAAAAAAAAAAACUUUCAUUGUAGUAGAAGAUGAGUUGUAAAAGCAAGUUGAACUUCUUUGUAACACAAAGCAUUACAAUUUCAAUCAUGAUAAAUAACAUGCAAAGUCUCUCUCUCUCUCUCUCUCUCUCUCUCUCUCUCUCUCUCUCUCUGUCAGAACAGACAGACUGCACACCUCAUUUUCCUUCUUCAUCUCUUUGUGGGUUUUCUCUGUGAUACUUUUGCACUUAUUCCUUGUACCUACAAAGAAUCUCAUUUCUCUUGUUCCUUCUUGCUGACUGUUGUGUGCCCAGUUCUACAGUUGUGUCUGCGUGCGCGGAAAUCCUAGCUUACAUCUGCAUAAUACUCCCCUUCUUACACAAGUACAAGCCCCAUCUCUCUGAGUGUGUUGUUCUAGUGAUAAGCCGAGGCGUUGGUAUGGUAGUGGUAUCAGUCCUGCCAGUAGGAUUCUGUGCCGUCUGUGAUAUUUUAGCAAUAACAUGAAUCAUGGGGGCAGGGUUUUUUUUUGUGUAUGUAGAAUAUUAGUUUCAGUUGUCUGUCUGUCUGUCUGUCUUGUUUUUUUUGUGCAUAUUGCACCUGCUCAGUUUCAUAUGUCAUUAAAGGAAUAAACCAACCUGCAAUAUUGCCAUAAAAAUCAAGAAAUUAAAAAAAAACUGAAAAAUA